AUGUUUUUUUCUUUUGUUAAUACAAGAGAGUGUCCAUGUCGUACAGAUCUUGGAACGAUUGAACCACUUGACUAUUCAUUCAAUUAUUCUAUUGAUGAAAAAUUUUCAGUUAUUGAUUUAGACACUAAUACAACUUCUAUCGAAAAACAUUAUAUAUGUGAAGCACCUCGGAUAGUAGAAACAAUAAAAAUUUUACAUAAACCACCAUUCGUUGCUGUAGAUGUCGGAAGAUAUUCAUCAUCUAUGGCAGAAUUACCUGAUCCAUUAUUCAUUGGCAAUUACAAGUAA
Molecule: messenger RNA, 288 nt
Organism: Adineta steineri
Lineage: Eukaryota; Metazoa; Rotifera; Eurotatoria; Adinetida; Adinetidae
Source: the annotation of a GenBank genome assembly